Molecule: messenger RNA, 888 nt
Organism: Penicillium waksmanii
Lineage: Eukaryota; Fungi; Ascomycota; Eurotiomycetes; Eurotiales; Aspergillaceae
Product: phytanoyl-CoA dioxygenase family protein
Exons: 3
Coding region: 1-888 (295 amino acids)
Source: RefSeq, a predicted model, not a curated record
AUGGUAGCUCUAGCUGGAAAGCCAUCUUUCGUCCGACUAGAUGCCGCCAAAGACUCCACAACACCUGCACAAGUCAUUGAGGUCCUUGAACGCGAAGGAGGUGUAAUCAUCAAAAACCUUAUCUCUCAAGAGCUGGCGCAACAGAUCAAAACUGACUUGAAACCUCACUUUGAUGGCGAUACCCCAGACAAAUAUGGCUUUUUUCCCGAGACCACCCAGCGAGCAAGCGGCUUGCUAGGUAUUUCUGACGCAUGUGUUGAGCUCGCAUGUAAUCCUCUCUAUAUCAGCGUGGCCAAUGCCAUGGUUUCCUCUAGCUACACCUUCUGGAGGGGGGACCAUCAGGAGACCGUGAGCGGGAAGCCAAUAAUUUCUUCCACAGUGGGAUUUCGGGUUAAUCCCGGAGGUCGACAACAGGUCUUGCACCGCGACGAUAAUGACUAUCAUCCCAGCGACAAGAAGUUACCUGUGAUGAUUGGUUGUGUGACUGCAUUAACAAAGACGACAAAGGACAAUGGUGCCACGAUUGCCAUCCCCGGAUCGCAUUUAUGGGGGCCCGAACGACGGCCUCUAGAUGAAGAAGCUAUUCCGGCAGAGCUUGAGCCGGGCGAUGCAUUGAUCUUUUUGGGCAACACCUAUCAUGCUGGAGGUGCUAAUAUCACGGAGAACGACUAUCGAGAAACGGUCGGCAUAUUCCUCUGCCAGCCCACUUUACGUCCUGCCGAGAACCAAUUUUUGAUGAUACCACUUGAGAGGGUCAGGCAGCUGAAGCCUCAAGCCCAGAGGCUUCUUGGGUACGGACUGUGUGAGCCUGGCGUCGGGUUUAUGAACUAUUCGGAUCCCAUGAGGGUCCUAUUCGGUGUGGAGGACGAGGAGACUGUCAAUAUGUGA